Messenger RNA from Callithrix jacchus (white-tufted-ear marmoset), 1738 nucleotides. It is a transcript of the gene CXCR4, whose product is annotated as C-X-C motif chemokine receptor 4. Gene Ontology annotation, biological process: neurogenesis; G protein-coupled receptor signaling pathway; calcium-mediated signaling. The record is from RefSeq and is a predicted model, not a curated record. Lineage: Eukaryota; Metazoa; Chordata; Mammalia; Primates; Cebidae. Gene Ontology annotation, molecular function: C-C chemokine binding; C-C chemokine receptor activity. Gene Ontology annotation, cellular component: membrane; external side of plasma membrane.
GCUUAUAACGUGUUUUUAUAAAAGUCCGGCUUCGGCCAGAAACUUCAGUUUGUUGGCUGCGGCAGCAGGUAGCAAAGUGUCCCCGAGGACUUGAGUGCUCCAGUGGCCACCGCGUCUGGAGAACGAGCGGUUACCAUGGAGGGCAUCAGUAUAUACACUUCAGAUAACUACACCGAGGAAAUAGGUUCCGGGGACUAUGACUCCAUAAAGGAACCCUGCUUCCGGGAAGAAAAUGCCCAUUUCAACCGGAUCUUCCUGCCCACCAUCUAUUCCAUCAUCUUCUUGACUGGCAUAGUGGGCAAUGGAUUGGUCAUCUUGGUCAUGGGUUACCAGAAGAAAUUGAGAAGCAUGACGGACAAGUACAGGCUGCACCUGUCAGUGGCCGACCUCCUGUUUGUCAUCACGCUUCCCUUCUGGGCAGUUGAUGCCGUGGCAAACUGGUACUUUGGGAAGUUCCUAUGCAAGGCAGUCCAUGUCAUCUACACAGUCAACCUCUACAGCAGUGUCCUCAUCCUGGCCUUCAUCAGUCUGGACCGCUACCUGGCCAUUGUCCACGCUACCAACAGUCAGAGGCCAAGGAAGCUGUUGGCUGAAAAGGUGGUCUAUGUUGGCGUCUGGAUCCCUGCCCUCCUGCUGACUAUUCCCGACUUCAUCUUUGCCAAUGUCAGUGAGGCAGAUGACAGAUAUAUCUGUGACCGCUUCUACCCCAAUGACCUGUGGGUGGUUGUCUUCCAGUUUCAGCACAUCAUGGUUGGCCUCAUCCUGCCUGGUAUCGUCAUCCUGUCCUGCUAUUGCAUUAUCAUCUCCAAACUGUCACACUCCAAGGGCCACCAGAAGCGCAAGGCCCUCAAGACCACAGUCAUCCUCAUCCUGGCUUUCUUCGCCUGUUGGCUGCCUUACUACAUUGGGAUCAGCAUUGACUCCUUCAUCCUCCUGGAAAUCAUCAGGCAAGGGUGUGAGUUUGAGAACACUGUGCACAAGUGGAUUUCCAUUACAGAGGCCCUAGCUUUUUUCCACUGUUGUCUGAACCCCAUCCUCUAUGCUUUCCUUGGAGCCAAAUUUAAAACCUCUGCCCAGCAUGCACUCACCUCUGUGAGCAGAGGGUCUAGCCUCAAGAUCCUCUCCAAAGGAAAGCGAGGUGGACAUUCAUCAGUUUCCACUGAGUCUGAGUCUUCAAGUUUUCACUCCAGCUAACACAGAUGUAAAAAGACUUUUUUUAAUACGAUAAAGAACUUUUUUUUAAGUUACACAUUUUUCAGAUAUAAAAGACUGACCGAUACUGUACAGUUUUUAUUGCUUGUUGUUGGAUUUUUGUCUUGUGUUUCUUUAGUUUUUGUGCGGUUUAAUUGACUUAUUUAUAUAAAUAUUUUUUGUUUCAUAUGGAUGUGUGUCUAGGCAGGACCUGUGGCCAAGUUCUUAGUUGCUGUGUGUCUGGUGGUAGGACCGUAGAAAAGGGAACUAAACAUUCCAGAGCGUGUAGUGAAUCACGUAAAGCUAGAAAUGAUCCCCAGCUGUUUAUGCAUAAAUAAUCUCUCCAUUCCCGUGGAACAUCUCUUUCUUUCUGUUCUUAAGAGGUUGGGUUACACUAUGUAAUUUUGCUGUAGAAGAUGGCACUUAUUACCAAAGCCCAAAGUGGUAUAGAAAUGCUGGUUUUUUGGUUUUCAGGAGUGGGUUGAUUUCAGCACCUACAGUGUACAGUCUUGUAUUAAGUUGUUAAUAAAAGUACACGUUAAACUUA